GUUCGUGCGGUGUUUGAAGAUGGCGAUCUCCGUAAAUAUGCGAUGGAUCGCCGCAGCGGUGGUAUUCUGUUCAUUGCUGGCAGUAGGACAAUUUGCUGAAGAUAAACCAUGCGCGAGCCGUAGAGUUGGCCUCUUAAGGUCCAUAGUCUGUGUGUGUAACUCCACCUACUGUGACACCAUCACCAGAGAGAACCCAGCACGAGGCACGUACGUCGUCUAUACUUCUACACACGGCGGGAAACGUUUCGAGAAAAGUUACGGUACAAUCCUAACAUUACCAGAACAAAGGUUUGAUGACCCUGGUGACCUCGAGCCUGAACCUGAGCCUAUAGAAAUGGAUUUUGGAGCUGGUGAACUUAAGAACUUACCUGAUCCACCGUUCAAACAAGAAAAAGAUGAUGAUGAAGAGGAUGAUGACGACGAUGAAGACAGUGAAGAGUUUCAGAACGUUGCCGGCCGAUCCGAAUUCUUAAGCUACGUAGUCUUGAGGGUUUACCCGAGUACUCGCUACCAAGUCAUUGAGGGUUUUGGCGGAUCAGUCACUGAUGCAGCUGCUAUUAACUGGCGUAGUCUUUCCGAUGCUACACAAGAGACCUUUAUACAAACUUACUUCGGCCCAGAGGGUCUGGAGUAUAACAUGAUCAGAGUACCAAUAGCUGGUUGUGACUUCUCCGAAUACCCGUACACUUACGCUGAAACUCCAUGGAACGAUGCUACCUUGUCCAACUUUUCUUUGUCACACCACGACUUCUUUUUGAAGCUGCCAAUGAUAAAAAGAGCACAGAGCGUCGCCACGGAUGAAAUCAAAGUGACUGCAAGCACCUGGUCUCCUCCAGUGUGGAUGAAAACGAAUGAAGCGAUCACAGGUUUUGCACAACUCAAACGAGAAUACUAUCAGGCAUUCGCUGAUUACCACUUACGUUUUAUCGAAGAGUACGAUCGAUUCGGCGUUAAGAUUUGGGCUAUAACAACGACAAACGAACCUAUUAACGGCAUUGUACCAUUCGUGCAAUUCAAUUCUUUAGGAUGGUUCCCUCAUCAGUUGGGUCGCUGGUUAGCCGACAAUCUAGGCCCUACGAUAAAGAACUCACGUUACAACGAGACAAAAAUCCUUGCUAUUGAUGAUCAACGAUACCUUCUACCAGUUUAUUUAGCGGGCAUGGAGCUCGCAGCCCCGGAAUCCAUAGAUUACAUGGACGGAGUAGCAGUCCACUGGUACGGGAACUUCUUCCCGCCACAAAUACUGUCAGCUAUCCAGAACAGAUACCCGGGCAAGAUUCUACUUGCCACAGAAGCUUGUGAAGGAUCUAUGCCUUGGAACUUAGAUAAAGUGAUUCUUGGAUCAUGGAGACGAGCUGGCACUUAUGUCAAAAGCAUCAUUCAAGACCUGAACAACCACGUUGUCGGAUGGAUUGACUGGAACCUUUGCUUGAAUCCCAUAGGUGGACCAAAUUGGGUGGACAAUUUUGUCGACUCACCCAUCUUAGUUUACAAAGACAGAGACGAAUUUAUCAAACAGCCUAUGUUCUAUGCUAUGGGUCACUUCUCCAAGUUUAUUCCAAGAGGCUCUCGCCGCGUACGAGUAUCGCGAAGAAGUAUACUCAGUGUGGAAAAUGUAGCUGUUAGAAAACCAAAUGGCAAUCUUGUAAUUGUAUUGCAGAACAGACGAAGAAGACUAAUGAAAGUGGAAAUUAGAAUAAGCAGCUCUAGAUAUAUUGAUAUAUUAAUGGAACCAAGAUCAAUAAAGACAAUAGAAAUUAAUCCUUAGAAUAAAAACACUGAUGACUAAAUAAACUUAUUUAUUUUAUAACAAAUACAUAC
Spodoptera exigua (beet armyworm) is the source of this 1821-nucleotide messenger RNA. Lineage: Eukaryota; Metazoa; Arthropoda; Insecta; Lepidoptera; Noctuidae. The record is from the annotation of a GenBank genome assembly.